AAAAACCUCUUUUAGUUAUAAAUCCGUUAGGGUUCUAAUUCCCAAAUUUCACCCAAAAUAAAAAAAUGGCGGUUGUUCGGACAACUGCGAAUUUGAUCCUCAAAGAAAUCAUUCAUCGCUCGUCACUGUCUUUCGUUUCACUGUCACCCUCGCCCUGCACUGUUCUCUCCCGUUCUCCGGGGACGCUCCGCCUCGGUCUGGCUAGAAAAAUCAGCUUCACUCCAAUAUGCUGUGCCGCGUCGGACUCCGGCGCCGACAGAAAGGUUUCUGCUCGGCUUUCCCAAGUGCAACAGCUGCUGCAGCAGGCUGAGGAGCGAGCCAGCUCGGGUGGAAAUGAACCCACCCCUCAAAUCACCUUAGAUCAUGUUACUGUGAGUUUUGCUAGGAGUGGGGGGCCUGGAGGUCAAAAUGUCAACAAAGUGAACACGAAGGUGGAUAUGCGCUUCAAUGUAAAAAAUGCAUAUUGGCUGAGUGACAGGAUUAGAGAGAGGAUUAUGCAACUGGAAAAGAACCGGAUCAACAAGGAUGGUGAGAUUGUGAUUUCUUCAACAAAGACUAGAACACAGAAGGGUAACAUUGACGAUGCGCUGGCAAAGUUACAGGUGCUGAAAUUUGUUUGUGUUUCUUAAUUGUAUCAAAUUAUAAACCUGAUACUAUUAAGGAAAUGAUAAUGCAGAGCAUUUGCUUGUAACAUCUAUCUCAUAUGCUAAAUUUCUGGCUUACUGUCACAAGUUUGGCUAUUAAUAUGGUUAAUUCCUAGCUCACUUGAUAUGUGAUUGGGCUAACAUGUAAUUUAGUUUCCUCAUUUGAAUGAACCAAACACAAACAGGCAAUCAUUGAUGCUGCUUCUUAUGUGCCACCGCCCCCAUCAGAAGAGCAAAAGAAGAAAAUUGCCAAGUUGUAAGAGGCAUUAUGCAUCUGUCUUCAUAACUGCAUUUUUCAGUUCCAUUUUAUAUUUGCCUUGAUGCUGCUGCCUCUCUGUAUUUUACUGAUUGUCUAACCGUGAUACAAUUUGAACCAUUGUUUCAUUUACGUUUAAUUUAACUUAAAACUAAUCCGUUUGACUGUGAUGGGUUCUGGAUUGAGAUUUAUUUUCAUUUCCAUGUUGCUACAGGGCUGCUAUUGGGGAGCAAAAGCGCCUAAAAAGCAAAAAAGUUCUUUCAGAAAAGAAAGCAUUUAGAAGAAGUCGAGAUAGUUGGGAUUAACUUACAUUUUGCAGUAGUUUAGGAUUUAUGGUGGUCAAGAAUCAUCCAAUUAGUAAGUCCUCUUACACGUAUUUUUCCAUUCAUUUUCUGUGUUUAUAUUUUCAUGAUAAUUUCCUCCCUCCUUUUAGGAAAGAUGAAAAGCAUUGGUUAUUUUGUAACAUUAAUUUGAAGGAAGCACUGAAAAGUCAAAUGUGAGGAGUCGAGAUUGCAGGAAGUGAAGUUGCCUUGUUCAUCAGUUGAUGCUCCUUGUCAGCAAAAAAUGUGAUUCCUCCUUGAUUUAAAAUGUUGAUCAUAGACUGUAUUAUAGCCUUGUGGUUCUUAAUAAUAGAUAAUAAACACCAUAAUUUUGGUCUUAAUUUUUUUUUUAUUGA
Molecule: messenger RNA, 1576 nt
Organism: Rubroshorea leprosula
Lineage: Eukaryota; Viridiplantae; Streptophyta; Magnoliopsida; Malvales; Dipterocarpaceae
Source: the annotation of a GenBank genome assembly